Molecule: messenger RNA, 711 nt
Organism: Komagataella phaffii GS115
Lineage: Eukaryota; Fungi; Ascomycota; Pichiomycetes; Pichiales; Pichiaceae
Product: mRNA turnover protein MRT4
Exons: 1
Coding region: 1-711 (236 amino acids)
Biological process (GO): ribosomal large subunit biogenesis; ribosomal large subunit assembly; nuclear-transcribed mRNA catabolic process
Cellular component (GO): nucleolus; preribosome, large subunit precursor
Molecular function (GO): RNA binding
Source: RefSeq, a predicted model, not a curated record
AUGCCUAGAUCAAAAAGAUCUAAGCUCGUGACUUUGGCCCAGACAGACAAAAAGGGCAGGGAUAACAAAGACAGAAUAUUUGAUGAAGUAAGAACUGCUCUGGAUACAUACAAAUACGUUUGGGUUUUGAGACUUGAUGAUGUCAGAACACCAGUCCUUCAAGAUGUGAGAUCAGAUUGGGUCGGAUCCAAGCUGUUAAUGGGAAAGAGAAAAGUUAUACAAAAAGCUUUGGGGGAAACACCUGAGGAAGAAUAUAAGCAAAACCUGCAUGAAAUUGUUGAUGUUUUUGAAGGAUUGAUCGGAUUAUUAUUCACUAAUGAAGAUGUCAACACUGUAUCUACCUAUUUUGAAUCUUACAAGAAGAAUGACUUUUGCAGAGCCAAAGAAAAGAGUUCAAUUUCUUUUACAAUUCCUGCGGGAAUUAUCUACUCUACUGGAGGGCAAGUUUCAGAGUCUGAAGACGUUCCUUUACCUCACAACUUGGAGCCAACUUUCAGAAACAAAUACAAGAUUCCAACGCGUAUUAAGGCCGGUAAAGUUGUCAUUGACGAGCCUUACAAAGUGUGCGAAAAAGGAGAUAUUUUGAAUGUCACACAGGCUCUGAUUUUGAAGCAGUUUGGUAUAGCAUCAAGUGAGUUCAAGAUACAAAUGUUGGCUUACUAUGACUCUGAGAAGGAGCAAGUCAUUUGUGUGGGGGAAAAGAAAAACUAA